AUGACGAUGAGUUUCGUGGAGCGCAUCAUUCGAGAUGCGCCGUUUGUCAAGUGGUGCGAACAGGUUGGUGGUGGCCGUGGCCUCGCAAAAGUUAGGCCAUGCCUAGAUUUUAAAAACGAUUGUAUUUCAGGAAGAAUCGCGAAACGCCGAUUCGAUCGCCCUGUACACUUUGAUCCGCGAAUUCGAGUCCAAGUGUUCGUCCGGCUCUCCGUGUCUGUCCCUUCUGAAAUUGGCGCGGCACAUCCAUCGAAAGUACGUCAGUUUGAACACGGGCACGUGCCACGUCAUCGAUGACGUCACACGGACACACAUGUCCAGGCGCGUUCAUGAGGUACGUACGUUGAAGACAAUUUCACUGUUUCGUUCGCAAUACCUGUCAAGUGCUGGUUUGUGGUUGUGCGGGGCACUCUUGUACGUGGCCGCGCACAAACACUCUUCAUUUUUCACACUUGAACGCACAAGAUGAGCAUUCCCGCUCGCUUGCCACGUCACCACCCCAUUGGUGGUCUAGAAACGCUUCUGCUCCUCACUAAUUCCAUGGCGCACCGUCUCCAGAGCUGACAAUGGGCGCAAGAGCGAUACAUUGGCGCGAAAUUCAAAUUUUAACAGCAAAAUUUGUGUUUUUCGUCAGAUUAGCCACGAAAAAUCGAUAAUUUCUCAUUUGUCUCUCGAUACACCGAUUGUAUAGGCUAUUACGAAUUUUUUAAGCGCAAGAGCGUUAAAUUUGGUCAAGUCGCAAAUCAAAUUUAUUCGUUUGAAGGUUUUUGGCUAAAACUGCGUGAAUUUCAGUUGCUUUUCGGUAAUUUUCGCGCUUCGAGCGCUCAGAAUGCUUGUAUUUACGUGAUUUAUCAUUCUCAAACCAAUUCUGUCUGAAAACGGUCAAGAAAGCGCAAAAUGAGAAGUGCGGUUUUUAGGCGGCGAAGGCGAAAAAGCGAAAUCCGCGAAAAAUGAGCGCCAAAACGUCAUUAAUUCUGUGAGAAUUAGUGUGUUUUCAUGUCGAACAAUCAUUUUUUAUCGCCGUUGACCACAAAAAUCGGAGAAAACCUGCUCAAUUCAUGAAAACGCCAUUUGGCCGCUCUGGAGACCGUGUGGCGUGGCCUGCGCGGCCUAGAAUCCGAUGGAGUUUUCUAGGCCAAGUUCGCCGCUUUCAACGAUGAAAUGUUUUAGGUCUUGGACGGAAAAGCACCGUACACGGAGCUGUUCGACCCGCUGAAAGCGCCAUUAUCCAAACACUUACGAUCGAUGCACACCGAAUUUUCGACGACCACCGCUGAUGUCAACACUACUGUAGGUUCACUGAAACGGGCCGCAUUUUUUUUUGUCGACUUCUCAAUUUAUUACUUAAUUCAGUGGGAAGAGACCUCGUCGACUAGUUCUUCCAACAAAGGAGGAGCCACUGUUUGGUGAGUUGUACUUGUUUUUUCUAGAGAAACCCAAAAAUAUGGUUCGCGCACUACAGUAAUCGAAUGCGUAUAUUUUCAGGUUCAAUGAGGACGCGAUGGACCGCUCGUCUCGUCACGAUUCGGCCCAAAAUACAGUAAGCCACGAGUCGGAGGACGAGCGGUUUGCAUUUUUCAACGCGGUCUGCACGAGACUCAACUCGUUACAGUUCGUUUGUAAAUUCUAGACAACGCAGCUGAACAAAAAAUUCCAGUUUCAAAGAGAUCGCCAAAAGCGCAUCGGAAACCGAAGAUCACUCGAGGGCCGACGAAGCACACGUGGCAAAAGAGGCGUCGAACAAGAGCGCCGCGUACGGAACGGACGGAUUCGCGCCGCCGCCGCCGCCGCUGCAAAGAACGAAUCUGCCCAAGAGAUUCGAGUCGCUCUAUCGGUCAGUUGUUGGGUCUCGACACGAACGAAUCCACGAGAAUCCCAUGAGUUUUCAGAAAAAAGCGUCAACCGGUGGCGACGACGUCCGAUUCCAGCGGAUUCGGAAGCAACGCCAGCGAUUUUUGGAGUUUUGAACGUAAUUUUUCCGUGAAAAAAGCGUUAGGCCAAGAGAAUCUCAUUCUUUUCAUUAAAGGAUACGGUCGAUCGAAUGUCGGCACAUUGGAACGUCCUCAUCGAUUAUUUCCGGGCAACAAUAACGGCUUUUCGACACUACAACAGUUGGUUUUAUCGAUUUUUUUUCUGAUUGAAAAACUUGUCGACAUUUUUCUGUUUCACUCGAAUAUUUAGUUCAAAUUUCGCAAAAUUCUAAUCGAUUGUCUUUGUUUAUUUUUGUUUUCAGCAAAAAGCGACUUGUGGAUGCGCCUCAAAAACUGACCGUCGAGUUGCGCUACGAGAACGACGUGCCGAUGGUGGCGAAAAUUAAUUCGGCUCAAAAUGUGACACUCGGAUAUUUUCGCCACUUGUUCGGCAUUCAUUACACCGAUAAUUGCAGGUACGACCAGCUUGUUUUUGUGCAAAUUGCUUUACAGUUUCAAAAAAAUAAUUUAAAUGUUUGCAUAUUCUAAUCCGACUGCUUUAUUUCGGGGUGUUAAAAAAUUCAAAAAAUUAGAAAAAACAACUUUCCAGAUUUUUCUUCAAAUCCACGUGCGAAGACGGCUCCGCCCACUACCAAUGGACGCUUCUUUUUCACGACGACGAUCGUCUUCCGAUUUUCCACAAUCGCAUCACCGCCAUUUGUCGUUUGUGCCCUCCGCCAGACGAGAAUUUAAUUUAA
Molecule: messenger RNA, 2665 nt
Organism: Caenorhabditis sp. 36 PRJEB53466
Lineage: Eukaryota; Metazoa; Nematoda; Chromadorea; Rhabditida; Rhabditidae
Source: the annotation of a GenBank genome assembly